AUGCUAAAUGUCCUGGUAAUGGUCUUGCUUGAUGACUUUGAACUCUCCGUUCCGUUGCCAAAUGGAGCCGCCCGUGAAAAAUACACUGCCGGGAAAGUCUCCAGGGACACCUCUCUCACGACCAUGGCCAACGACAAAGGGCCAAAGUCCACAGCCUUAGAGCCAAAGCGCCAGGCGCGAAAAGGUGCGCCGAUCGACGAUGAAGAAACGCAGGCGCUGGCAAAGUUCACAGAAGAAGCCACACAACGCUAUGGACGGGGCGAGCGGAUACGGCCAAAGUCGGUCAAAGACAGGAAACUACGCGCGAACCUCAAGUCACUGGAAUCAAAGAACAAGCAGGCGGUGCUGGAUGCAAAGAAUGUCGAGAUCUUGUUGGAGAACGACGCUGGCCUACUAGAACCUGAGCACGAGCUUGAACGGACAUACAAAGUGCGGCAGGAUGAUAUCAAGCGGGAGGUCGACAUUGAGACCGCAAAGAAAGGCUUUGAGCUGCGAUUGGAUGAUUUGGGCCCAUACGAUGUAUGCGAAUACAGUCGCAACGGGCGAGAUUUGUUAGUCGCAAGUAGGAAGGGCCAUGUCGCAACCUUUGACUGGAGAGACGGGAAACUAGGUUGCGAAUUGAACCUCAACGAGACCGUCCGGGACGCGCGAUGGCUGCACACGAGUAACCAGAAGAACUUCGCAGUAGCCCAGAAGAAGUGCGUGUACAUUUAUUCCGGCGACGGCGUGGAAAUGCACCAACUGAAGAACCACUCGGAAGCCACCCACCUCGAAUAUCUCCCUUACCACUUCCUUCUCGCAUCCGUUUCCACCGCAGGCAUAAUACGCUAUACCGACGUUUCAACCGGUCAAUCCCUUGACCAGCUCUACACCAAGCUGGGCCCUUCGACUGCGCUGGCCCAGAAUCCCCACAACGCUAUUCUCCAUGUUGGCCAUCAAAAAGGUCUCGUCACCCUCUGGUCUCCCAACAGCGCCACACCUCUUGUCAAAUUGCUCCCACAUCACGGCCCGGUCCGUAGCAUCGCCAUUGACAAGUCGGGCAAAUAUAUGGUCAGCACAUCCCAAGACCGCCGCAUGUCUGUCUGGGAUAUUCGCAUGUAUAAAGAACUACAUUCGCACCACCUCCGCGUUCCCGGAACCACCCUCUCCAUUUCCGAUCGCAACCUCACCGCCGUUGGCUUCGGCACCCAAACUGCCAUCUACAAGCCCUCACUCUUCACCUCCUCCCCCGAUGACAUUGUCUCCAAAAUGCCCUACAUGAGCUGGGGCGGCGAUGGCCUCUCCGUAGGCCGCGUCCGCUUCUGCCCCUUCGAAGACGUCCUCGGCAUCUCCCACGACCGCGGCUUCACCUCCAUCCUCGUCCCCGGCGCCGGCGAACCCAACCCAGACACAAUGGAAGCCGGCACCAAUCCCUACGAAACCUCGACACAGCGCCGUGAAACAGAAGUCCACGCCCUGCUCGAAAAGAUUCAACCGCAGAUGAUCGCCCUCGAUCCCAAUUACAUUGGUAACCUGGACCUGGCGUCGCAGGCGCAACGCGACAAGGAGUGGAAGGCGUACAAGGGCGAAAAGGAGGAGGACCGUGUGGAGAAGCUGAAGAAGAGGGGUAGGGGCCGAAAUAGUGCGCUCCGAAGGUAUUUGAGGAAGAGUGGGGCGAAGAAUGUGGUGGAUGAGGAGAGGGAGCGGGCGAGGGAGGCGAUGCGGGUCAGUGCGAAGAGGGAAAAGGAGAAGAGGGAGAAGAUGAAAAAGGAGUAUGGGCCUGCGCUUGAGCGGUUCGCUAGAAAGGGGUUUUGA
This is a messenger RNA of Plenodomus lingam JN3, 1794 nucleotides long. RefSeq lists its product as uncharacterized. Gene Ontology annotation, cellular component: nucleolus; small-subunit processome; 90S preribosome. NCBI's taxonomy places the organism in Eukaryota, Fungi, Ascomycota, Dothideomycetes, Pleosporales, Leptosphaeriaceae. The record is from RefSeq and is a predicted model, not a curated record. Gene Ontology annotation, biological process: maturation of SSU-rRNA from tricistronic rRNA transcript (SSU-rRNA, 5.8S rRNA, LSU-rRNA). Gene Ontology annotation, molecular function: protein binding.